AUUGAAUACAAUAAUAUUAUAUACACAACAAUAAUAUAAUAUGAUCAGUUCAAAUAUAUUAUUUUAUCGCUGUUUCGUUUUAUCGCUUUUCACUUUUCAGUCGGCUGCCGAGUCCCGACGAGAUCGAACGUUGUUGUCAUUCCUGCAGCGGCGAUAGUAAUAAUAAUUAACGCCGAGUCGAGUUCAGAUCUCAUCGUAUAUUUUUAUUAUUACUAUUUUAUAUUAUAAUAUUGUAAAGGUACAGCUUGUUCACUACAACGAGACGUGGUUUUAAUAAUACAGUCUGAUCACGAUGCGUUUUGUGGUGGCGAUGUUAGCGUCGCCGCUGUUGGCCGCGGUACUCUGCUUGUUCGCCUGCAGUCGGACAGCCGUAGCGAUGGCACCCAGAGGCGGCGGUAGCGAUGGGGCCCUCUACCUGACGCCCCUGAUACAGGCAGGCCGGAUCGAAGAAGCACGGGCUGCGUGCAGUGUGAAACCCCUGAAGGCAGCUAUCGAGAGCUACUCCGGUUACCUGACUGUGGACGAGAAGCACGGUUCAAACAUGUUCUUCUGGUUCUUCCCGGCCAUGAACAGCGCCCGAGACGCGCCCGUCAUGCUAUGGCUGCAAGGUGGCCCGGGCGCGUCCAGCCUGUACGCCUUGUUCAACGAGCACGGCCCGUUCUCGGUGGCCAAGAGCCACGGACUCAAGUUGCGCAACCACACAUGGGUGGCCACCCACUCAGUGAUAUACCUGGACAACCCAGUGGGCACGGGGUACAGCUUCACCUCCGACGACGGAGGUUACAGCACCAACCAGGCAUCAGUCGGCCUCAACGUGUACACCGCCUUGGUGCAGUUCUUCACACUGUUCCACGAGUACCAGAACAACGAUUUCUACGUGACCGGUGAGUCUUACGCAGGCAAGUACGUGCCAGCUGUGUCAUACUCCAUCCACCUUAACAACCCCGAUGCCAAGGUCAAGAUCAACCUCAAGGGUCUGGCAAUUGGCAAUGGUUUGGUCGACCCCAUCAACCAGUUGAUGUACAGUGAAUACCUUUACCAACAUGGGUUCGUCGACGAGUAUGGCAAACAAGAGUUGGAAGAACUGGAGAGCACGGCCCGCGUCCAAAUCCUCCGCAAUGACUUCGAUGCCGCUUUCCGGAUUUUCGACAAACUACUGAACGGCGACAUCUAUCCAUAUCCGUCGCUGUUCCAGAACCUAACCGGCAUGCGGUACUACUUCAAUAUGCUGUGGGACCGGGACCCGACGCCGUACGGUGACUGGGAGAAGUACGUGCAAGAGCCAUUCAUGCGGGAAGCGUUGCACGUGGGCCAGCGGCCGCUGAACAACGGCACUGUGGUCGAACACCACUUGGCAAAUGACAUGAUGCAGUCGGUGGCCACGUGGCUGGCAGCCCUGUUGGACGCUGGCCAGUACCGCGUUCUGUUGUACUCCGGACAGCUGGACAUCAUCGUGCCGUACAGGGGCACGAUGAACAUGGCACAGUCACUUAAGUGGUCAGGCGCGGAGCGGUUCCAUAACGCGACGCGAACCAUUUGGCGAGUGGGCCACGAGAACGAGACCGUCGUGGCUGGUUACGCGACCACGGCCGGUCCGCUGACCGUGUUGCUGGUCAGGGACGCCGGUCACAUGGUGCCGGCAGACCAGCCGAUCUGGGGCCUGGACCUGAUCAACCGAUUCACGACCGGUAAACCAUUUUGACUGGACCACAAGGCUGAGGAAUUCAUGACAAUAUAAUAUUAUAAUAUUUUAUGUUUUCUUAUGUUCCCA
Molecule: messenger RNA, 1771 nt
Organism: Myzus persicae (green peach aphid)
Lineage: Eukaryota; Metazoa; Arthropoda; Insecta; Hemiptera; Aphididae
Product: venom serine carboxypeptidase-like
Exons: 2
Coding region: 293-1702 (469 amino acids)
Biological process (GO): proteolysis
Molecular function (GO): serine-type carboxypeptidase activity
Source: RefSeq, a predicted model, not a curated record